Molecule: messenger RNA, 3133 nt
Organism: Cyprinus carpio (common carp)
Lineage: Eukaryota; Metazoa; Chordata; Actinopteri; Cypriniformes; Cyprinidae
Product: GPI alpha-1,6-mannosyltransferase 2-like
Biological process (GO): GPI anchor biosynthetic process
Cellular component (GO): endoplasmic reticulum membrane; mannosyltransferase complex
Molecular function (GO): GPI mannosyltransferase activity; alpha-1,6-mannosyltransferase activity
Source: RefSeq, a predicted model, not a curated record
ACAACACAAGAAGAAGAAACACAGCUGAGAUAUUUUUUUCUCCAGUGAUAUGAAUUCUGCAUAUUUGUAUUUCAGACUAUGUAGCUUAAUGUAAAUUCCUUGUUUUUUCCCUUUUUGGCUCAAUGAAUAUCAUUUAUUCACUAUGAAAUCUUUAUACUAUAUGUUCCACGUGGUAAAAAUAAAUGUACAUUAAAUCUUGGUAAGAUGUUUGUGAUUAUUUUCAUUUAGAUGACAAAAAAAAUAAUAAAGAAAAUAAAUAACAGGCCUCUUCCUAGAAUUCUGUAAUUAUGAAUGGAAGGUGAAAACCGAAUGCAUGUUACAAAUUAACUCAAUUUGUAAGAUUUAAUAUUAGUCUUAUACUAGUGCUCAAAGAUAUUUAUUUGUCCGCUAAAAUGCUCUCCAUCAGUUGAAAAGACAAUAGAAAAAAUAAGGAAAAACCCUGCGUUUAUAAAUUCUAAAUAAUUGAUUACAUCACCGUUUUGAGUGGCGUUCACUGUCCAUACCAGAUAGGUAUAUAGAAUUAACAGAAAAUAACAGAAGUUGAUUAAAAAAAUUAGUUUUGUAAGAAUAGGUUAUAGAUAUAUGGGGCUUUUAUUUUGAUAUUUGUGAGACUGCGUGCCGGAAGUGCAUGUUGUUAGUUCUGUCGUUCAAUUCUGUGGCUUUAUUGCGAUGAAUUGGGGAAAAAAAACGUGUAUAUAAUUUGCUUUGAUUUAUUAUUCGCAUUCGGACGCGGGCUUUUGCAGUUGUUAUAAUUAAAAAUUCCAAGAAAGCAUAUUGGCCUUUGGCUUCUUUUUGUUUUAAUGAUGGCUCCCCGUGUCAUAUCUGCUACUUUACUGAGAUUAAUAUGAUUACCUUUUUCUUCAUGGGACAUUUUCUACUGUUUAUUUCUGUCAAAUAUGUCGUCUUCAAACAGUUGUUUAAAUGAAGACGCGUGGACAGUUGUAAGAUUUGCGACGUUCACGCGACUGCUUUCCCUUUUUUUACAGGCUGUGCUCAAUGCAGUGAUUCCAGACCACGUGGCAGAUGCCUUCAGCCCUCCACGAUCAGAGACCCCUCUCCUGCUCGACCCCGUCAUCGAAGCAUUAUUUGGUGGCCUUAGUCGCUGGGAUGCAGAACAUUUCCUCUUCAUUGCAGAGCGUGGUUACUUAUAUGAACACAACUUUGCAUUCUUUCCUUUGUUUCCUCUCAUCCUGCGAUUCCUGGCAGCCACUGUCCUGUGGCCUUUCUGUGGAUUUCUCACAUUGCAUGGUCGUUUAAUUUUAGCUGUGGGUAUAGGGAAUAGUGUUCUCUUUAUCCUAAGUGCCUUGGCAUUAUACAGACUGAGUCGUUUGGUGCUGCAAGACAGAAAACUUGCCCAUGUUGCAGCUUUAAUGUACUGUCUGACACCAGCUAAUGUUUUUAUGGUAGCAGGCUAUUCAGAGACCCUCUUUGCAGUGCUUACCUUUGCAGGCCUCUGGCUACUAGAGACAAGAUACACACUUGGAGCUUGUCUUCUGCUUGGGUUCGCUACUGGUACUCGUGCCAACGGACUCGUGAAUGCUGGAUUUUUGCUGUAUCUCACUUUGCAAUGGGCUCUUGCCCGUGCAGGGGCUCUUAGCAAAGGAGCAGGGGGCUUUCAGUAUCGGCACUAUGUCUGGGAACUUAUUCGUUUUGUUCACACAGGAGCAUUUUAUGCAGCUUUCGUGGCACUGCCUUUUUGUUUGUUUCAGUUCUAUGGCUACCAAAUAUUUUGUCAUCCGACUGCUACUCAGGUUCCUCCUGUGCUGCUUAAUCUGGCCCGGGACAAAGGAUACCAUGUGGCUGAUGCAGCAUCUCCCACACCAAAUUGGUGCCAUUGGCGAAUUCCAGUUUUGUACUCGUACAUACAGGAUGUUUAUUGGGAUGUGGGCUUCCUGCGAUACUUUCAGUGGAAACAGAUACCCAACUUUAUCUUGGCAAUGCCUGUUGCAAUUCUUGGAUUCACAGCUUCAUAUAUGUACAUAAUGGCUAACCCAGUGUUUUGUAUGUAUUUGGGGUUGGGAGACAGUGGAAAAGACAGAAAAACGCAUGGUUUCUGUAACCCAAGGGUCUUUGUUUACAUUGUGCACAGUUCCAUCCUGCUUCUAAUUGGAAUAUUCUGCAUGCAUGUGCAGGUGUUGACACGCUUUCUUGCUUCGUCCUCGCCUGUUCUCUACUGGACCAGUGCCCAUCUGCUUUUUCAGUAUGAACCUCUGCUGCAAGAUGAAAAGCUAUUCAGACCAGACCAAAUAAAACGGCAAAGGGAUCACAAACCCUGCUUAAGUUUUGCAGGGAUGUGGAGAAAUAAUCAAGUAGUUUACCUCUUGAUGCACUGGCAGACUUGCUCCAUUUAUACACGAUGCAUCCUGGGCUAUUUCAUAUCAUAUUGGUUUUUAGGUCUGGCUCUGCAUUGUAACUUCCUUCCCUGGACUUGAUAACUUGAAGAGCUUGUUUCAGUCUUCAUGACAUUCCUGUGGCAUAAUAUUAUGGUGUUUGACAAAUAUUGUUGUAAUUAAUGUAUUUUAUUGUAAUAAGAUGGUUUCUGGUAUUCCUUAAAAGGCUAAUAUAUUUUGUAUUGAAUUAGUAUUUAAUGAAUAUCUUUACUGGAACAUUGAAAAUUUAUUCUUGAAUUUUUCUCUUAUUAAAUGAAACUUGCUGAAGCGGAGUUAUAUAUUACUGUCCAAAGGUUCGGGGUCAGUACUUAAAAAAAACAACAACAACAAAAAAAACAUUUAUUCAGCAAGGACAUAUUAAAUUGAUCAAAAGCAGCACAACUGUUUUUAACAUUGAUACAUGUUUCAUAAGCACCAUCAGUGUUUUGGAAUUAUUUUUGAAGGAUCAUGUGACUGUGACGACUGGAGACAGGAAUAAAUUACUUUUUAAAGUAAAUUAAAAUAGUUACUUUAAAAAGUGCAGCAUUGGUGUGCAAAUGUCUUAAAUGAAAAACAUUUUAGAAAAUCUUACCGACUCCAAACUUUUAAAAGUUUGUGUAUGCUUUGUUUGAAUUGCAGAAUAAAUUUUUAAAUGACCUGUAAAAUUAUGAGGCAUUCAGAAUUUUGUCUGCAGUUUGUCAAAUAAAAGGGGUUUACUUAGGCAUGGAUUGCACAUGGUCCUGUAGCAAGACCCCUGUGAUUUU